Molecule: messenger RNA, 696 nt
Organism: Anolis carolinensis (green anole)
Lineage: Eukaryota; Metazoa; Chordata; Lepidosauria; Squamata; Anolidae
Product: taste receptor type 2 member 106
Exons: 1
Coding region: 1-693 (230 amino acids)
Biological process (GO): G protein-coupled receptor signaling pathway; sensory perception of taste; detection of chemical stimulus involved in sensory perception of bitter taste
Cellular component (GO): membrane
Molecular function (GO): G protein-coupled receptor activity; bitter taste receptor activity
Source: RefSeq, a predicted model, not a curated record
AUGGGUAUUUUUAACCAGGAUGUUGUACUUAUUUGCUGGAACUUUUUCAACAUGACUAGCAUGUGGUCUGCAACCUGGCUUAGUGUUUUAUACUGUGUGAAGGUCACUAACUUUGCCAACUGCCUCUUCCUCUGGCUGAAGCCAAGGAUCAACAUGCUUGUACUCAGGCUGCUUGCGAUGUCAGUAGUCAUUUCCAGUAUCUUCUUUGUUCCUUCAGUCCUUGAAUACUUUCAACAGAAAAAGUGGGACAAUCUGACUAGAAACUCACCCGUGAGUGCCAAUCAAAGUGAGGGUUAUAAUAAUGGAUUCAUUAUCCUUCUUGAUAUGCAGCUCUUUUAUGUUUCCAUAACUUUCUGCAUAAGUGUAAUUGCAUCCACGCUUUUGCUUGUCUCACUGUGGAAGCACAUUAGGAAUCUGAAGAAGAGUGGCCUAGGUGGCAAAGAUCUUAGCACUCAGGUCCAUAUGAAUGUCAUUACACUAUUGCUGUCUUAUAUAAUUUUCUAUAUUUUACAUUUCACUGGUUUCAUAAUUUUGAUAAGUGAUGUUUCCAGAUUUAGAAGUGUUGCCACGCUAGUUACUUCCAUCCUGAUAACUUCAUUUCCUUGUGUACACAGCAUUAUGUUAAUAUUGACUAAUCCCAAACUAAAAGUAAUGGCUGGUCAUAUUCUGGGUAUCAUGCGAAGAGCUUCCUAAAGA